CGGCGAGAUGCGGCGCUGCCAGCGCCCCGAGCCACCGGACCUACUACAGCUCUGUGAUUGCUGAUCCAUGACUGACUGCCUCCAGAAGUCCUGGCGAUAUGGCUUCUUCUAGACUUCCCAUCCUUCUAGCAUUGGCAUUUUCUUCUUUGUCCUUUGUUCUUUCCCAUUCAAACAGGGAGAUGUGGUUUCAGGAUUUCCUUCCACCUAACAUGUGCCCUCUGUAUGCCAAAGACAACACUUUUUAUGGCAUAAUGUUUGACGCAGGAAGCACUGGGACCCGAAUUCACAUUUACACUUUUGUGCAGAAGAGCCCAGAAAGCCUUCCAGAAUUAGAAGGGGAAAUCUUUGAGUCUGUGAAGCCAGGUCUUUCUGCAUAUGCUGAUCAGCCUGAAAAGGGUGCUGAAUCUGUCAAAAGAUUGCUGGCCAUAGCUGUAGAUGCUGUGCCACCUUCUCUUUGGAAGAAGACCCCUGUAGUAUUAAAAGCCACAGCUGGACUGCGUUUGCUGUCAGAGGAGAAAGCUCAGGCUCUACUUUUGGAGGUGAGAGAAGUCUUUGAGGAAUCACCAUUUCUUGUUCCAGAGGACAGUGUUAGCAUCAUGGACGGGUCUUAUGAAGGAAUUUUAGCCUGGGUCACCGUGAACUUUUUGACAGGGCAGUUGGCUGGCCAAAAUCAGCAUACUGUUGGGAUUCUGGACUUGGGAGGAGCCUCAACCCAAAUCACAUUCCUGCCACGAUUUGAGGAAACUUUGAAGGAAACCCCCAAAGAUUUUAUUACCUCAUUUGAAAUGUUUAAUGGCACCUACAAGCUCUAUACUCACAGCUACUUGGGGUUUGGACUAAAAGCUGCCAGACUAGCAAUACUUGGAGCUUUGAAUGUGGAAGCUGUGGAUGGACAAAUGUUCCACAGCUCUUGUUUGCCAAAGCAACUGGAGGCAGAGUGGCAGUUUGGAGGAGUGAAAUACCGGUAUGGUGGCAACAAAGAAGGAGAAAUAGGAUUCAAGCCUUGCUACUCAGAAGUACUCAAGGUUGUCAAAGGGCAACUGCACCAACCAGAAGAGAUUCGUGGAAGCUCCUUCUAUGCCUUCUCCUAUUACUAUGAUCGAGCAGCUGACACCAACCUAAUUGAUUAUGAAGAGGGGGGUGUUUUGGAAGUGAGAGAUUUUGAAAGAAAAGCCAAAGAAGUCUGUGAUAACAUGGAGUGGUACAACUCAGCCAGUCCUUUCCUCUGUAUGGAUCUCACUUACAUCACUCUUUUACUAAAGGAGGGGUUUGGAUUUAGGGACAACACAGUCUUACAGCUAACAAAGAAAGUAAACAACAUAGAGACAAGCUGGACUUUGGGUGCUACCUUUCAUCUACUGCAGUCUUUAGGGAUAACCUACUGAGCUGUGACAUUCCUGUGGACUUCAGCAUUUCUGAAAGGCUGAGAAAGCAAAUUGAAACCUUCAGGUACGCCGUUGGGCUGGAGGUGAUCACAGACCAGAACAUGGGCCAAAGCUUCAGAUCAUCACAGACCUUCACCCCAGAUCAUGCAUAACGAGAGCUGCUGCAGUAUAAUUUAUAAUUGUGAUUGCCAUAAGUGAUCCAGAAGCUGCCUUCAGAAAGUCAAAAUGCCUAAACUUCCACCAGAGAAUCGGUAAGGGGCUCCAAGCCAGCUUUCACCAGCACAUUUGUAUAGGAUCCCAUGGCUAGAAGCACAGAGUACCUGGCACGUGGUGGCAGAGGCAGACACCUGACUUCACCUCCCCAUGUGUUGUUGUUUUGUUUUUAACAUACAUAAGUUUGCUUGUGAAAUGUUAAAUACAGAAACUAAAGGUAGCAGCAGCAGUCAUUCAGAGCAGAGUGAAGCACUCUGGAUCACUGCCAGCAUCAGUGUUCCAAGUACCUGGCUGUUAGCUAAUACAUUGGAAGUCGACUCCAGUCUUUCAAGAAGGGGCCUGCUAUAAGGACACUUUGGGCAUGGUUUUGGGAAAGGUGUUGACCAAAACAGAGGUUGUAAUUUUGCAAGCAUUUCUUUAGGCAGCAGUCAUUUCCUAAGCAGGAAAUGCCUGUUAGUUUCUUUCUGCUGCCCGUUACAAGUCUCUGCAUCCACAAAGUCCAUCUGGCUGCCCAACCUGACUCCUGGAUUCCUGUAGCAUGUAGUCAUAGCACAUAGCUGUACUGACACAACUAGGCAGCCGGGACAGCUAUUUAAACUCCACUGCCAGAUGAGAUGCUUGUUGCAUUACACCCACAAGGACAUUAAGGGUGCAGGGAGAUGAAGCAGCUGAUCCAGGGGUUCUCUUUGCUGCGAGAGGCAGUUCUGUUUCUUUGCUCUCAGCAAAGCACCUCCAUAGCCACCUUUCCUCUGAUACUGGUGCUCCUCAGGUUCUUUUGUGAACCAAUUCAUGAUGCCAAAGUUGAGUUAAAUCAGCUCACCCAAGAAUCAAGUCUAGUGCUAGCACAAGGCAGACAGGCAUUGUACAGCCUGGGAGACCUGGGCCAGUGAGCUGAUAAGAUCAUCACAGCCCAUUUUGUCCAAGUGAGCUCUGAGGUGUGGUUUCCUAUCUGGGCUUAUUGCUUCCUGUACUCUCCUUAGGGACCUCCUCUGAAGGCAGAGCUGUGAGGAAACAAAUUGUUUUUUAAGUUGUUUAACAGAUGAAAAUAGGAAGACAGCAGAAUUAGCAUCAGAAAGAGAGGGAGAUGAGCAGAAGUAGUUUUGCUUUCUUAUCCCAUUUGCCUAUCUCUUGCCCAUUUUUAAUUGUUUUAAACUUCAUUUAUCUUUAAUAUACUGGGAGUUAGACCCAUAAAAUAGUGUAUGUGGCCCUGCAUUGAUCCAGAAUUAUUUUUAAUAUAUACAACAGGUCUCUAGGAGCAGCGCAUCCGAUGAAAGGGUUGCAGCUAUUUAGGAAGCCCAAGAUUUCUGUCAGACAGCAAGAAGCUUUUUGAGUAACAAUUUAAAGUGCCUCUUGCCAUCUUUUCCACACCAAACACAGAAGCAGUGAAAGAUCAGUAUUUGUGAAAGUGUCCUGUCCAACAGGCUAAAAGCUGGGCUGCAGGAUCCUGGUUUUCUUGUUUAACUGGCUGUGGAGAACAUCAAGAUUGUUUGAAUAUCUUUAGUCUCCAAGUGCAAACCUUGCAUUGUCCUAAAUAGAAACAGCUGCAGAGACAAUAGUUGGCAGCUAGCUCAUAAAAAAAUUGUAUCUUCUACUCACCCCAAAAAUGUAAAGAUGAAGUUACUCAUUGUAAGAAUAGAGAGAUAUUACUUGUGGGACUAAGCAAAGCUUUUAUCCACUGGCCUCUUGUGAUUGUAAGGUGUUUGCAGUUACCCCUUUCAUAUCACACACCUUUCCUACUUCUGUAAAACCAAAGAUUGCCCUCACAAUACCUUCUCUGCAGACUGGAUUUGAAAAUAAUCAGCAAUUCCCAGCAAGGGGAGGGGGAAAGUAGCACACUCAAGCCCUCACUGAUCUUUCCAGUUUGGAGAUAUAGAAGUUUGCCCUGCUGUGUACUUCAGUUCACUUCCUCUAGUCAGGAAGAAAAGUUUGACUGUGACUGAUUAAGAUACCCCCUUCUCCUGUCUCAGCUUUUCUGGCACUAGGGUGCAAGGUGUGCCUUUGUUUCAACAAGUUCAGUCAGUAACAGGAGUCUCAGCGCUGGAGCUGCCCAUAGGUGUCCCCCCACUGACAUCUUACUCCGAAUUCAAGCUCUUUCUUUGAAAUAUGAAAUGUAUUCUGUGUUCCUCCUUGCCAGAACCUGUUUUGAGAUCCAUCUUGGGAAAUUCCUCCAAACUUCUAUUCCUUCCUCACUAUGAGCUUCUACUUGAACAUAGAAAAAAAGUUGUGGCCUUUUCUCAACGCAACAAACAUCUGAUAUUCCCUUCCUAGUGUUUGGCAAAACUUGGUGUAUGGUCUGGUCUGCACAAAGCAACUGCACAUGAAUUUGUUUUGUCUUCAGUAAAUGACUGUGCUGACUUUCUAUAUUCUCAGAGAACACGAAGUGGGAUGGAGUGGUUCCUAGCCAGGCUAUGUUACUCCUGAAAACUAGCAAAUUUAAUAAUUCAAAGGUCAUCUUUCAGUCUGAUCCAGUGCUGUGACAAACUCUUAAUAGAUCUUGGGGCUAAAAGCUGUAAGCAGUGAGGCUGUCACUGGAAAGGAACGUGGGGUGUUAUAUACACAGAGAACAAGCAGCAGCAGCAGAUCUGCCAACUGAAGAUAUGCUGAACCUGAGGAGUACUCAGGAGUUUGGUUUUGUCUGAAGGGAGGAGGAUGGUCUAGAACAUGGCAGGUACCACACAGACUAAGUUUCUUUUCUGUCUUCUUUGCCUCAGACUCUGGUACUAGAGUAGGGGGUAUCUGCUUCCCAGAACCAAAGUUGCAUGAAAUCUGAAUGCUCAGGGUGUUAUCUGAAUUGUCAGUGGUACAUUUUAUUAACUGUAGCAAAACUGCUGCUCUCUCUCAGGGGCCUGAUUCUGCAGUCACAAGAAAAACAAACAACUCUGCUCAAAGCUUUUGUUUGCAAGAAAUUGCAGAAUUUAGCUCCUGCUGUUUACAUCUGAACUACUAAAGGUGGGUGGGGGAAUCUAGAGAAACUAGUCAAGUCCUCACCCUAGUGCAAUGAGAUUAUUUAUUAGCCUAACUAAAGACUAAGCAGCCUUUUUAGAGAAGAGUUCUACUCACAGCCCUGGCUUAUAAUGUCUUUUAGCUGGUCACUAACAGGAACUGCCUAAUAACAAGCACAAGGAAUGGCUUUCAGUUCAAAACUUAGGUUUCAUUCUUUUUGAUGUUCAUUCCUGAUCCUGGUCAAGCAUAUGUGUAAAUCUGGCCCAUGGGCAGUGCUCACUUGAUUUUCUGAGUGUCAAAUAUCUAAUGCAGGAGGCUGGAAUUUGGAACCUAAGACAGAGUAUCUUGAAUGUCUAUUUUAGUAA
This is a messenger RNA of Indicator indicator, 4906 nucleotides long. It is a transcript of the gene ENTPD5, whose product is annotated as ectonucleoside triphosphate diphosphohydrolase 5 (inactive). NCBI's taxonomy places the organism in Eukaryota, Metazoa, Chordata, Aves, Piciformes, Indicatoridae. Gene Ontology annotation, biological process: nucleoside diphosphate catabolic process. The transcript has 14 exons. The record is from RefSeq and is a predicted model, not a curated record. The coding region runs from base 99 to 1385 and encodes 428 amino acids. Gene Ontology annotation, molecular function: UDP phosphatase activity; GDP phosphatase activity. Gene Ontology annotation, cellular component: membrane.